AUGGCCUCCUCUGAUGAGACGGUUCUAACGCUCCGGAAGGUUCUCACCUCCGAGUCGGAGCCCCUUGCUCGUCGAUUCCGUGCGCUUUUCUCCCUCAAGCAUCUCGCGUGCCUGCAGCCCCCCACCGAGACCACGCUGCCCGCAAUCGAGGCGAUCGCAGCCGGCUUCUCUUCUAGCUCGGCUCUUCUCAAACAUGAGCUUGCCUACUGCCUUGGUCAGACCAAGAACAUGGGCUCGGUUCCGUUUCUCCAGCAAGUCUUGAACGACGCCGAGGAGGAUCCGAUGUGCCGCCACGAGGCCGCAGAGGCGCUUGGUGCACUGGGAGACGCGGGAAGUCUGGACCUCCUGAUUUCUCUCCGGGACGACGAGAAGCAGCUCGAUAUCAUUCGCGAGACGUGUGACAUUGCUGUGGAUAGAAUCAAGUGGGAGACCUCGGAUGAACGCAAGGCGGAGAAAUUGAAGCCCAGUGAUUUUACCUCUAUUGACCCUGCUCCUCCCCUCCCCAUGGUAUCAGAAAAGCCCUCGAUUCCUGACCUGGAAAAGACCCUGCUUGACACCAGCCUCCCUCUCUUCCAACGAUACCGUGCCAUGUUUGCCCUGCGCGACCUUGCUUCCCCUCCCGACCUCCCCACUGCUGUCCCCGCCGUCGAGGCGUUGGCCAAAGGGCUCCAUGACCCGUCUGCGCUCUUCCGGCACGAAGUUGCGUUUGUCUUCGGACAGCUCUCCCACCCGGCUUCCAUCCCCGCCCUGACUGCCUCGCUCAGUGACCUGAAUGAGGUUGGAAUGGUGCGCCAUGAGGCGGCUGAAGCCCUCGGAAGCUUGGGUGACGAGGAGGGCGUGGAGGAUACCCUGAAGAAGUUCUUGAACGACCCGGAACAGGUCGUCCGUGACAGUGUCAUUGUGGCGUUGGACAUGGCGGAGUUCGAGAAGAACGGCGAGGUGGAGUACGCGUUGAUUCCUGAUUCUGCAGCCACUGCGGCUGUCUCUGCUUGA
Molecule: messenger RNA, 993 nt
Organism: Penicilliopsis zonata CBS 506.65
Lineage: Eukaryota; Fungi; Ascomycota; Eurotiomycetes; Eurotiales; Aspergillaceae
Exons: 2
Coding region: 1-993 (330 amino acids)
Biological process (GO): peptidyl-hypusine biosynthetic process
Molecular function (GO): deoxyhypusine monooxygenase activity
Source: RefSeq, a predicted model, not a curated record